Molecule: messenger RNA, 324 nt
Organism: Akanthomyces muscarius
Lineage: Eukaryota; Fungi; Ascomycota; Sordariomycetes; Hypocreales; Cordycipitaceae
Exons: 4
Coding region: 1-324 (107 amino acids)
Source: RefSeq, a predicted model, not a curated record
AUGGCGGCAAACACCCCUCACUUUGGCUUUGGCGGGCAAGAGCCUGCUGUGCCUCUGGACUCUGGACCAUCUACAGUGGAGUUUCUUCCAUCUGCAAACACGCACGCCCUUGCAUCCAUCUCACGCCCCCAAAACUUUCGUGUAUCGAUGGCCAGCUUUUUUUUUUCUUUUUACCUUUUCCGUCAACGCCUCGCCAAGCUUCGAAUUUCUAGUUAUCCACUGACGGCCAUAAACGAAGUGUUGGCGCCUCAUGGAACGAAAAAAAAAAAGAGGCAAGCCGAAACGAAACAUCGAGAGAGAAAGAUUAUUCUUAGCAUCAUCUAA